Molecule: messenger RNA, 877 nt
Organism: Oncorhynchus mykiss (rainbow trout)
Lineage: Eukaryota; Metazoa; Chordata; Actinopteri; Salmoniformes; Salmonidae
Product: 14 kDa phosphohistidine phosphatase
Biological process (GO): peptidyl-histidine dephosphorylation
Cellular component (GO): cytosol
Molecular function (GO): protein histidine phosphatase activity
Source: RefSeq, a predicted model, not a curated record
ACCAUCCCCCUUUUUAUUUCCGGAAGUGUGUUACAGACCAUUUACCAUAACUGUCCACAUUGAUCAUCGCAGAAAGAAUUAUCUACUAUUUCAAAUUGAAGAAUUAUCAGCUGUGCGAGAUAGAACUCUACGUUCCAUUUCGUGAAAGUAUUUUCGUGAAAAAAUGUGUACUCAAACGAAGGCUGCUGCUCUCAUUGCGAACAUUCCAGAGGCAGAAAUCGACCCGACUGGUGUGUUCAAAUACGUUCUCAUUCGAGUACACAGUAAAGAAGACGGCGACGACUCGAGCGUAGAUAUUGUACGUGGAUAUGCCUGGGCCGAAUAUCAUGCUGAUAUCUAUGACAAGGUAGCAGAGGAGCUUGAGAAAGGAGGGCACCUAGAUUGUGAAUGUAUUGGAGGAGGAAGGAUUAAGCACGACUGCCAGUCAAAGAAGAUCCACGUCUAUGGCUACUCCAUGGGCUUCGGAAAAGCAAAUCACGCUGUUUCCACAGAGAAACUGAAGGUGCGCUACCCUAAAUACGAGAUCACCUGGGCUGAUGAGGGAUAUUGACCUACACUGGACCCGUCUUGGUUCAGGCCUAUCUCCUUUCUGUGUCAAUAAGUGUGGGCCAAUAGUACACAGCAGAACCUCAGUGGCAUCACAUUAUGUGAGAUCUGAAGACAAACCUGUCAGUACAAAGCUGAAACUGGGACUAAGACUGACACAGUACCUAGUUGCUGACUAAUAUAGCCAGAACAACAGUGCUUGAUUUUCUAUUUUGUUUCAGUGAAACAAUAGAUGGAAAACAUAUUACUUAACAGAAGUCGUUUUAUGUUUAAACAUAAAAUGAAUAAAUGCUUGCGUUGAUUUAAUAAAUGGUAAUGUAUGCUUUAUUAA